GAGGCGUGCAUGGCCACGCAGUCAUGGGUGAACAAGGGAGUACAGGAGAGGGCUGAGAACGCACCCCCAACGUGUUUCCAGUGCUCCAGAGGCCAGUGGCAGAGUUGGGAACUCUGGAGAUCGCAUGGCUGUGUGCUCUAUUUUAAUACACCUGUCAGCAACGGGUGUGGCUGAAAUAGCCGAAUCCACUCAUUUAAAGGGGUGUCCACAUACUGUAUGUCUUGUCUCCUCUUUUUCCAGCACUUUGUAAGUGAACGUAAGUAUGAUGAAGACCUGGGAAAAGCUGUGAAGUUCACUUUCGAGCUAGAACCACUGAAGACAAGCGUCACAGGAUUUGGAUCAGUGUACCAUCCUCAGACAGGCUACUCCAGCCGGUCCCGCUGUAGUUCCACCUCCUCGUCCAUCACAGGCCCAGGGUCCCUAGAAGCACCACCUCCGUCUCAGCACCAGGGCUCCAGCUUCGAAGGACACCCUACCCAGCCAAACAAAACGACUUUCCAAGGCAACAGGCGGUAUACGGCGGGCCCGGGAUACUACUCCGGUGGUCAGCGGUAUAAUGGCGGCUCCUAUCGCGACAGGAACACCAAUCGCGGAGGCUACCGCUCCGAGGGUUACCAAGGCUACCAGGGCAACCAAGGCCAAGAUGACGGCCCCAGCCAUCCUACCAGCACUGCCACACAAUCCUCCAACUCCACAAGAGGCCCUUCCAACUCCACUCCAUCCUCUUCUUACCGUCAAGACCAGCCUUCUCAUAACGGUCUGCCCCAAAGGCCUCCGCGGACACACUGCCCCUGACACCGGAACUACCUGGCCCAUUUGUUAAACCCCCUACUAACCCUGGCAUUCCACCCUCAAUACCCUGCCCCUUCCACCCCACUAACUCCUCUCAAUGAAGAAUAGAAUACAAGUUUACAUCUUUUUGUCAAUUGAGCAGUAGUGCCACCCAUAGGCAAAACCAUUCAUCCACCAAACUUGAAAAUCUGCUAAUAAGACCUAUUUUCUCAUGCCUGUUGAUCUAGCAGCAUUUUGCUACUUCAGAGGCCAGUGUUAUCUGAUGAUGAGUUCAGCACAGAGACUGCUGUGAUUUAUAUGCAUUUUGUGCACUGCUAAAAGGCAUUUAUAUUUUAGUUGCCUUAUUUCUUUUUUUUGUAGUCAUCACCAUUUUAGUUCCAUAUGUUAUGGCAUGCUUGCUAGUAUGUAUGGAAGCCUUUCAUCAAUGGCAUACAAUCAACACUACAUACGUUUAUGUAGAUUCAUUUAGAGCUUUCCAUAAAUACUGGUUGCGCCUGUAAAUAAUAUGUACUCCUUGAACUGGACAAUGAAUCAGUUGAUAAUUAGAACUAGAGGUAAUCACUUUGGAUGUUGCCUGAUGGCGGUUGUUUAUUCCCUCCCUCACAUGUAUGAGAAUAGUUUAGUGGAUAGUUGUCCUGUCCUUCUCUAUAUUGUUAUUGUAUAAUCCAAGGAGAAGGCUCGAUUUCUUUAUUACAUACAUAUUUAAUUAUGAAUUAUUCCACUUCUCAAAUCUCAGGUAUGAGAAAGGAACCCCUACAUCUAGUCUGAAUUUGGACUUCCCUUUGUUAGAAGUACAUAUAUUUAGGUGUUAUUUGGUCUACUCUCAUUCUUAUUUUCAGUGCAUCUCAGACAGGACCAUAAACGGCACACACUUGACAUGCUUGCCAUGUAUCACAGUGCAACUUUGCCUUUCUAGAAAUGAAGAGAUGCCUGCAUCACGAACAUCAGUGCACGUUCUUGUGAUCUUUUACAUGUUAAAAAGCGAGCUUUAGGAGCUUUCUGUCCUUUUUUAAUAUGUCAACUUUCCUCUUGAUCAUUUCCUAGAGAAGGAAAAAAAUCGGAUCAAAUUUGUGAAUGCUGUUUCGAUCUUAGUUUGAAUAAGUUUUAUGACUACUGAGUUGGGACUGAUUUAAGAUUCUUAGUAAAGUAUACAAUAACUUAACAAAAUCUGGAGAAAUAUCUGAUUGUUUCCCCUUGUACACUGCCUGGAGGCAUAAUGUUGCUUUUUCCCCUGAUAAUGUUCUUUUGAAAUGGGGCUUGGUAUGGUUCACCAUUUACCGAAAGCAGAGCGGUGUCGUGUCAAACUGCAAGGCAUGUGUAUAAGGUUAUACAGCUGUUUCCUCUGUGUACCAAAGGGUCAUACCCGAUGAGUAGAAGAAUUGAGAGAACCCCCCCAUCUCCUCCAAUAUUACUGGUAGAAAGUUAUCCAUAGGAAUACCUUUUGUGUUUUAGAUAUGUUAUAAACAUAGGUACUUAAGUCUUCUUUUCAUAGGAGUAUAAUUUGGCCAUGAGGAAAAUGUCUUCAUUUUUGUUAUAUUGCACAUCAACAUAAAGAUUAUGUAGUUCUUGUUUGUUCAAUGGUUUACAAAGUCUUCUGGGGAAGUGCAGAGUGUAUACAGCAGGGUAGAUCAAUUGGCAUGUAUCAGCAACUGUGCUUGAGCACAUAAGGCUUGGUAGCCAAUUCCAGGAGCUUCCUGCCUUCAGCAAAUUUUUCCUAAUCUCAGAUCUGCACUGUAAAUAUAGGCCUAUUUUCAGUAAUCCUAAUGCACAGUAGGCCUACCUUUCAAUUGCGGAGAUGCAUGCACUGCAUUUUCUCUCCACAACACAUUGCUAGUUGUUACCUUGUGGUAGCUUCAAGCAUGUACAUGUAGUAUUUCUUACAGUUGUCAAAAAGCUAGAGUUAUUCUCUAUGGGGAAUUAAUUAUGCCUGUCCAUCUCUUUUACCAAGUGUAAGAACUCCCAUUCACAGCUUUGUCUACAUUCUCAACUAUCUGGUGAUCACCAAAGAGAAAAACAUUUCCUUUUUUCGUUCUCUGCCUAUAAAAAAAUUACUUCAUUGUUUUCCAAUUGGAUAAUCUAUUCUAGAUUGAGUAGCAUGUUGUCUUUUUUUCUUUUACAUUUUCUUUCUUUACUGUGUGUGUAUAUAUAGCUAUAAUUCUGUUGCGCUCACAUGGGGCAUUUUGUAUGUUAUAUACAUGCUGAGCAUAUGGUUUACCCCUGAACUAGUUCAGUCAUAUGGACUGAACUAACAAUCUAGUUCAGUCCAAUUCUUCCAGUCCAAACUGUAAACUUAAGUGCCUUCUCUUGCCUCCAUCCAAUUCAUACACCCCCCCUCCUUACAGCAACCACAAAGUAUGGACCAAAGACAUCUGCCCUCCCCAUCCAUUCUAAUACACCCCCCCCCCCAUAUGCGGAAAGGCACACUUUUCAUUUACUAUUAAACUUUGCAAUACAUAAGCAGGUGUCCUUUGUCUUCAUAUGCUUUUCAUGGGCACAGUAUUUUACAGAUCCAUGUCAACUUAACUGUAAGCAAAAUAAAUGGCGAUACGCUCAGA
This is a messenger RNA of Salvelinus sp. IW2-2015, 3347 nucleotides long. RefSeq names its product spermatogenesis-associated serine-rich protein 2. Gene Ontology annotation, cellular component: cytoplasm. The record is from RefSeq and is a predicted model, not a curated record. NCBI's taxonomy places the organism in Eukaryota, Metazoa, Chordata, Actinopteri, Salmoniformes, Salmonidae.